GUUCUGUUCGGUUGUCUAUGGUUUCGUUGACAGUUCCAUUGACCGAAUAUUCUUGCUUGAAGAAAAAUCGGUCAAAUUCCACCUAAAUCAUGGCUUUCGGUGAUUAUCCGAAAGAAUACAACCCAAGUGUUCACGGUCCUUACGACCCUGCUCGCUACUAUGGCAAACCUGAUACUCCCUUCAGCCAGGUGAAGAUCGCUGAACUUGGAGCAUGGUUUGGUCGUAGGAACAAGUCGCCGAGCGCUUUCAUGGGCGCCUGCAGCAGAGCCUGGUGGAGGUGGCAGCACAAGUACAUGCAGCCUAAGCGAGUGGGGAUCGCCCCAUUCUUCCAGCUGCUGGUCGGGUCCAUGACCGUCUUCUAUGUCUUCAACUACGGAAAGCUCAAGCACCACAGGAACUACAAAUACCACUAAUCGGGAUCUCCUCAGUUUCUCUUUAGCCAUUCAACAACAUCAGAUCAAGUUCAGCUAAAUCAAGUUAUUCUCCAGGGUGCAAGUGUAUCUGUUUAGUAAAUGCCCUCAAUGUAUGGUUAUAUUGCAAUAAAUUAUUAGAAUCCA
This is a messenger RNA of Plutella xylostella (diamondback moth), 557 nucleotides long. It is a transcript of the gene ATPsynF, whose product is annotated as ATP synthase, subunit F. Gene Ontology annotation, cellular component: proton-transporting ATP synthase complex. NCBI's taxonomy places the organism in Eukaryota, Metazoa, Arthropoda, Insecta, Lepidoptera, Plutellidae. Gene Ontology annotation, biological process: proton motive force-driven mitochondrial ATP synthesis. The record is from RefSeq and is a predicted model, not a curated record. Gene Ontology annotation, molecular function: proton-transporting ATP synthase activity, rotational mechanism.